AUGCGGUGAACGCAACGAUGAAUCGCGUAUUGUUGGCGGCACCACAACCGGAGUCAGCGAAUACCCAUGGAUGGCACGCCUCAGCUAUUUUAAUCGUUUCUAUUGCGGCGGCACCCUCAUCAAUGAUCGCUAUGUUCUGACCGCCGCGCAUUGUGUCAAGGGCUUUAUGUGGUUCAUGAUCAAGGUCACAUUUGGCGAACAUGAUCGUUGCAAUGACAAGGAGAGGCCAGAGACUCGCUUUGUGCUGCGUGCCUUUACACAGAAAUUUAGUUUUUCAAAUUUCGACAAUGACAUUGCUCUGCUGCGUCUCAAUGAUCGGGUACCCAUAACGAGUUUCAUUCGACCCAUUUGCCUGCCACGACCGGAGGAAAGAAAUGAAUUGUUUGUGGGCACAAAAGGCAUAGCCACUGGUUGGGGUACCCUGAAGGAAGAUGGUAAGCCUUCAUGUCUACUGCAAGAGGUUGAGGUUCCCGUCCUCGACAAUGAAAGCUGUGUGGCCCAAACCAAUUACACUUCGAAAAUGAUUACGAAAAAUAUGAUGUGUGCCGGUUAUCCGGGUACGGGGGAACGUGAUAGCUGUCAAGGUGAUUCGGGUGGUCCUUUGGUUCGCCUACGUCCCGAUGAUAAACGUUAUGAACAAAUUGGCAUUGUUUCGUGGGGUAAUGGUUGUGCUCGUCCCGAUUAUCCUGGUGUCUAUACCCGAGUUACGAAGUACUUAGAUUGGAUCAAGGAAAAUUCACGAGAUGGUUGUUUUUGUGAUGAACAUUUUUGA
Messenger RNA from Musca vetustissima, 772 nucleotides. RefSeq names its product venom protease-like. The annotation marks the transcript as partial. NCBI's taxonomy places the organism in Eukaryota, Metazoa, Arthropoda, Insecta, Diptera, Muscidae. The record is from RefSeq and is a predicted model, not a curated record. The transcript has a single exon. Gene Ontology annotation, molecular function: serine-type endopeptidase activity. Gene Ontology annotation, biological process: proteolysis.